CGGUUCGGUUCGGUUCGAGAAAAACACGAACCGAUCCCAUCUCUGCUGCAGACAGUUCUUUUUUGUGAAAAACAUUUCUACUGGAUGAAUCAUUUUGUGAACAAGAUAGUAGUUUCAUUCAUACUCGUGCUUAGUUUUAUAGAUCUUAGAUAAUGAAAGAGUAAAAAAAAUGAAGUUCUCUCUCAAGAUAAAUUUUGUACCCAGGGGGAAAAAAUGGAUCCUAUGGAUUUCGAUAGAUCCUAAAGAGUCUCAAGGAUCCAUCUGGAGGGUAUGGAAGCUGGUGAACGUGAGGAUUUAGGAGCAGUGAUCCUAUACCGAAAUGUUGAAUAUUACGACAUCAGCUGUGGGUGUGGAUGUGAGUGUGGUGUGCGUGGAUGUAUCUUAUUUAUUACACUUACACCCAUGUCCACAUCUCCACAUGACACCUACACCCUCAAAAUCUUUCCCGAUUUUCAGGUGUAGCAUCUGGCAUCUCUGAUUACAAUAUGCUUUCAUAUUCAAUUUUACUCGAUGUUUAUUUCAUGAAAAAAAAAUUUGAAAUAUUAUUGGUAUACUAAUAUACCAUCUUGAGAGUAUGAGUGUUUGUGAUGGUUAUUAAUUCAGUAUUUUUUGUUUGUUUUCUGUAAAUCAGUGGUCAUUAGCAAAGUUAUGACGUUUCUUUUUCAUUUUAGUGAUUAUCAUAAGAAUAAAACCGAGAUUUUGUGAUUUCUUACAUAUUCUUUCAUUUUUUUUCAAUGUAAUAUUUGUAUAGAUAAGCACGUAAAUCUUAAAUGCUUUCUUUUAUAUUCAUUUUUAUUGUCCCUUUAUAACUAGGUUGACAAUCACGGAAAAAAAAGAAUAAGGUCACAUUUUAAAUGUUCAGCAGGCUGGGAUAAAAGGGAAUAUCUAGAGUGAUCAGGAAGAUAGAAUAUUAACGAAAUAUAACUUGAACAACAGUGACAUCUUUAUUUAUAUAAAGGAGCAAAAGAUCAAGACACAUAAUUUGACAGUACAGCUGUCCAUAGAAGAAAAAGAGAGAGAAAAACAAUUCUCAGUUUAAUUUCAUAUUACAUUACAUUCAUCUCUUUUACAUUUAGAUUUUCAGAAAAUGUAAUCUAUCAUUAGUAUUAUUAUAAUUUAUUGUCUUUUAGAUAGUAUGGAGUCGAUGUCAUCGGAAAGUUAUUCCCAACAGGAAAAGGAACAUGUUAAAGACAUCAUCCCUCAAUUACUUCAAUUGGUAGCUGAAACAGAUCCUAUACUUCAUAGUCCAAUAGAAGAAAUGUCAUUAACAGACAUUUCCAGUGAUGAAACAAAACAAAUUGUAGCAAAUAUGGUUUAUUCAAUUCGACCACAACAGUUACAACGUGCAAAUGCUCCAUAUAGCAAAGCAGCAGGCAUGGCCGCAAAUCAAUGGAAUAUAAAUAAGAGAAUAUUUCUCUUUUGUCCAACUGGUAGUGAUGGAGAUAUAAAGGUUAUAUUUAAUCCAACUUAUAAACCAAUUACACUAUCUCAAGAUUCUAUAAACGCAUUGGAGGCAGCAACUUCUAAUCCAACGACAGACUUUUGCAGAGAAGGCUGCUUUAGUGUUUCAUAUGCAUAUGGAAUGGUAGAACGAUAUAUGGACAUUGAUAUUAGUUAUGUUGAUGAUAAAGAUAUUCAACAUAUGAACGAGAAAUUAUCGGGUUGGCAAGCUAGAGUAUGGCAACAUGAAACAGAUCAUUUAAAUGGAAUAUUAUAUUCAAACAAACAAUCAGGAAUUAACAAGGGACCAAACUGCACCGAAUUACAUAGAUUUCAAAACAAAGAUGAAUUUGAAAAAAAUUAUCCGAAAUAG
This is a messenger RNA of Adineta steineri, 1813 nucleotides long. NCBI's taxonomy places the organism in Eukaryota, Metazoa, Rotifera, Eurotatoria, Adinetida, Adinetidae. The record is from the annotation of a GenBank genome assembly.